Penicillium vulpinum is the source of this 2025-nucleotide messenger RNA. RefSeq lists its product as uncharacterized. The transcript is spliced from 2 exons. The record is from RefSeq and is a predicted model, not a curated record. Lineage: Eukaryota; Fungi; Ascomycota; Eurotiomycetes; Eurotiales; Aspergillaceae. Gene Ontology annotation, molecular function: zinc ion binding; DNA-binding transcription factor activity, RNA polymerase II-specific. The coding region runs from base 1 to 2025 and encodes 674 amino acids. Gene Ontology annotation, biological process: regulation of DNA-templated transcription.
AUGAACAAGGGUAUGGACUACGAGAUCAUUGCCGAAUCAGAGGCGAAGCGGAGGAAGAUCCGCAAAGGGACCAAGAGUUGCUGGGAGUGCAAAAAGCGCAAGAUGAAAUGUGUGUAUGCAGACCCCAGCUCUCCAGUCGACACCGAAGCCAUCUGCAUUGGCUGCCAGCGGCGAGAGUCCAAAUGCGUGAGCCAAGAGUUUGAAUUUGUUGAUGGAAGAGAGAACGCAGGACAUCUCGAGAGGAAGGGACGACAUCACGCGAGCGGCAAAGAUAACAAUCGUGUUGCAAGGGUCGAAGAAUUGCUUGAGCAACUGAUUAGGAAAUUGGACCGUCAUAGGGGAGUAGGAAUACCCGAAACUAGCGAAAUUCCGACACCUAGCCAUGGAAUCCCUACUCUAGAUAUUGCAUCAACAGACCAAGAAUCUCCACGUUUCUUAUCUUUAUGCAAGCUUUCGGAUCACCUCCACCCUAAUUUUCUUGGGGUGAUAAACGGUUUGCCGGAAUCACUUCCCGCUCUGGUGGAACGAUUAGCAGGAACUGUUAUUAAUUUGGUCACAACAAACGACGAGUUUUCUGGCAGCAUUGAAGGACUGGAGUGUGUUAUGAUGGAAAGCAUGUACUACCAUAAUGGUGGAAAUCUACGACGAAGCUGGAUAGCGAACCGGAGGGCUAUGGCUAUUGCGCAAAUGAUGAGUCUCCACCAAAGUCAAAGCCGAGCAAAGUACAAGGUCCUCGACCAGAAAACAAAACCUCAUCCACAGUUCAUGUGGUUUCGAAUUGUCUCGCUCGACCGUAAUCUAUGUCUCAUGCUGGGUCUUACGCAAGGCUCUCUUGAUCAGAGCAUGGCUACUGGCACAGGAUUCAGAGAUGACAUCCCUAUGGGCCGCCUCGAGCGGAUGCACUGUACUCUCGCGUCUCGCAUAUUGGAGCGCAACGAGUCUGACUCGUGCGCUAGUGACUUUUCUCUGACACAAAGCCUCGACUUGGAGCUACAGAAAGCGGGUAGAAGUAUGCCUAGCAAAUGGUGGCUUAUGCCAAACCUAGACAGUGUCGCAGAUGACCCAAAAGCUCUCUUUUUUGAUAUGGGACGGCUUUUCAAUCAGUUGUAUCAUUAUAACUUGCUCAAUCAGCUUCAUCUGCCUUACAUGCUUCGUUCAUCACCUGAACGGAAGUACGAAUAUUCCAAAAUGACCUGCGUGAAUUCCUCAAGGGAGAUUCUCUUGCGAUUUAUCAUGUUUCGUGGUUACAACAGGAAUAAUUUCUGCUGUCGGACAGUUGACUUUUUUGCACUCAUGGCUGCCAUUACACUACUUUUGGCGCAUCUCGACAGCCACCGUUUUUCAAAGACCAGCAACCUCUUAGCGCACCAAUAUCUUGGUGAUCGUGCCAUGAUAGAGCAGGCGCAGGUGAACAUGGAGCAAAUUAGUCGUCUUAACGGGGAUACUUUAAGUGCCCAAAGUGCGGACUUAUUGCAUAAGUUGCUGGCCAUCGAUUCCAAAACAGCAGAUGGCAUCAGCACGGAGAGUGUCAGCGUUCAGACCCCAGAAAGUGCAGUGUUGCAGUCAAGCAAAAACGACAACGGCGUUGUUCGGGUGCAAAUACCUUACUUUGGCAUCGUUAGGAUUGCGAGUCAGGGCGUUGUUUCCAGGGAAAUUACCAACGCACAACCUCCCUCGAGUAAUAGCCAACACUACGCUCCGGUGGUUGGUAUGCAUAACACCGAGAUCUCGGAAGCUGCAGUGCGUGAUCUUGGCUCUGGUUGCUUCGAUGGAAAUGCAUUUCCUAGGUCAAUGGCCGAAGCGGGUUACAGCUCUGUCGAUAGUGUGCAUGGUCUGCCUGCGCAGCUCACAUCGCGAUAUCAGGAUACCGUUUCUGAUACCCCCCUGCAGAACUAUCAGGAUCCAGGGCUAACUGCCGGGGUGGACGACUGGGCAUUUCAGGGUGUCGAUAUGGCUUUCUUUGACAGCAUAAUGAGAGGCCUAGAUAAUGGAAAUAGUUUAGAAACCUGGGAUCAUAGCUCUUGA